AUGAGUGACGUCGUGGGAAAGAUCACCGAGGCUCUCCAAUUGAUGAGCUCCAAUAGCUCUGAUAAAACUACAGCAUUGCAUUACCUAGAAGAAUUCCAAAAAACUCCAGAUGCCUGGCAAAUUGUUCAUUCUAUCUUAUCAAAUGAUUCAAAUCCUUUGGAAUUAAAGAUGUUUGCUGCUCAAACUUUGAGAAAUAAGAUGACUUAUGAUUUACAUCAAGUUCCAACAGAAUCAUUAUCAGGUUUAAAAGAUUCCAUUAUUCAAUUCCUUAUACAAUACAGUGAAAGUAAUAGACCAAUUAGAACUCAAUUAUCAAUUGCAUUAGCCAAAUUGGCUAUUCAAUAUGUUCAUUGGUCAAAUGCUUUAGAAGAAGUUUUCAACAAAUUAAACCAAAAUAUCCCUGCAUUAUUAGAAUUUUUGAAAAUUUUACCUGAAGAAUCCCUUGAUCCAAAGGGUACACCAAUGACUGAUGAAGAAUUUGGUAUUAGAACUCAAGAAUUAAUCGUGGCUAACGUGGAAAGAGUCCUUUUGUUAUUAUCAAAUUAUGCUCAAAGUUCAUCAGAUUCAAAAGCAAAUUCACUUAUAUUGGAUUGUUUAAAUUCUUGGAUUAAAGAAAUUCCAGUUGAUCAACUAUUAACUAUUGAACCUUUAACAAAUAUUGUUUUCCAAUCUUUAAGAGAUGAAGAUGCUUUUGAUAGAGCUAUUGAAUGUUUAAUCUCAAUUGUUAAAGAAACUUCAGAAAUUGAAAAUAUUCAAUUGAUUCAAGCUUUAUUUGAACAAAUUAUUCAAUUAAAACCAUUAUUACAACAAAAUAAAGAUGAUCCUGAUGUAUUUGGUUCAUUAGCAAGAUUAUUUAUUGAAGCUGCUGAGACAUGGAAUGUCUUGAUUGCAAAAGCACCAAAUGAUUUUGCUCCAUUAGUGGAAAUCAUAUUGGAAAUUUCAACAUAUGAUGAAGAUUUAGAAAUUGUUAAAUAUACUUUUUAUUUUUGGUAUAAUUUAAAACAAUCAGUUACAUUGGAAAGAUACAAAGAAGCUCGUUUGAAAUUUACGCCAAUUUUCACUCAAUUAAUUCAUAUUAUGAUUAAACAUUUACAUUAUCCAGAUGGUAAUGAAACUGACCCAUUAUUUUCAAAUAAUGAAGAAAAGGAAAAAUUUAAAGAUUUUAGAUAUGAUAUGGGUGAUGUCCUGAAAGAUUGUACCGCAGUAAUUGGUGCACAAAGAGCUUUAAUCAUCCCAUUUGAUCAAAUUAAAUCAAGUUUAAAUAAUCCAACAAUAAAAUGGCAAGAUGUUGAAGCUCCAUUAUUUAGUUUAAGAGCUAUGGCUAAUCAAGUUAGUUUAAAAGAAAAUCAAAUUUUACCACAAAUUAUGGAUUUAUUAGUUCAAUUACCUGAAAAUACCAAAAUUAGAUAUGCUGCAACUUUAGUAUUGGGUAGAUAUACUGAAUGGACUUCAAAACAUCCAGAAUUUUUGGAAAAACAAUUAAAUUAUAUCAUUAAUGGAUUCCAAGCUUCAGAUGCAGAUAUUAUUACCGCGGCAUCACAUGCAUUAAUGUACUUCUGUACAGAUUGUUCAACAUUAUUAACAAAUUAUAUCGAACAAUUAUAUAAUUUUUAUGUCAAUAUUUUUGGUUCUUCAAUUAUUGAUAAAACUUCACUUUAUGAAAUUACAGAAGGUAUUGCACAUAUUAUUAAUGCUCAAGAUUAUAGUAAUGUUGCUAACGCUGCUACAAUGUUUAUUAAACCAAUUCUGGAAAAAAUUAAUGGUUAUGUUACAGCUCAAGGUUCAGAAGAUCUUUAUAAAUCAAUUGCAGAAGAAAUUGAAAUUGUUAGAAUUUUUUUGGAAUUUAUUAGACCUCGUGAUUUCCAAACUCCUGAAGAUCCUGUUGCAAAUUUAGUUAUUGAAUUAUGGCCAAUGAUUACUGGAUUAUUAGAUAACCAUGGUCAUUCAAUAAAAGUUUCAGAACGUUGUAUGAAAUUUACUAAAACUGCAUUACAAACUUAUAAUUCUUUUUUAAUUCCAAUAUUACCAUCAAUUGCAAAUACUUUAGUUAAAGGUUUCCAAACUACAAAUUUUGGUUGUUAUUUAUGGGUUUCAGGUGUUGUUAUUAGAGAAUUUGGUGAUGAAUAUUUUUCAAAUGAAGUUAAAAAUUCAGUUUGGAAUUUUGCAUAUCAACAAAUUUCAACAUUUUUAACAGUUUUUAAAAAUGCAAAACCAAUUGAUAUCCCAGAUUUAAUUGAAGAUUUUUUCAGAAUGAUGUCUGAUAUUAUAAUGUUUUUCGUUACAAAUUAUGUACUUUCAGAUUUAUUAACUUCAACAUUUGAAGUUGCAUUAUUAGCUUUAGAUAUUGAAAAAUUUGAACCAUUAAUUGCAACAUUACAUUUCCUUAUUGAUUUAAUUUCUUGGGGGUUUGAUGUUCCACCAAUUUCAAUUUAUGAAGAUGUUCCACCAGAAAUUAAAUCAACAGUUCAAAAUUUCAUUGGUCAACAUGGUAAUGAAUUAUUAAAACAUGUAUUACAUGGAUUAAUUUUUAAAUUCCCACAAGAUACUCAUACAGAUGCAUCAGAUUUAUUAAGUAAAACUAUAAGAUUAUCACCAUCACCAGAAAUUGGAGUUAAUUGGAUUAAUUAUUCAUUAGAUUCAUUACCUGCAAAUUCUGUUUCUCAACAAGAACGUGAUAAAUUAAUUAAUACUAUAUCAAGUGCUUUAAUUUCAAAAGAUCAAAGAAGAAUCAGAAUUAGUUUAAAAGAUUUUGUUACUUGGUAUUCAAGAAAAAAUAUAUCUCCAAGAUUUCAAAGUGGUUAUUAA
Molecule: messenger RNA, 2805 nt
Organism: Hansenula ciferrii
Lineage: Eukaryota; Fungi; Ascomycota; Saccharomycetes; Phaffomycetales; Wickerhamomycetaceae
Gene: MTR10
Product: mRNA transport regulator MTR10
Exons: 1
Coding region: 1-2805 (934 amino acids)
Biological process (GO): protein import into nucleus
Cellular component (GO): cytoplasm; nuclear membrane
Molecular function (GO): small GTPase binding
Source: RefSeq, a predicted model, not a curated record